UGUUUUGGUUUGAAUGGAACCAACCAUGAGAGGAGGAUUGUCUUGCUGAAGAGUGGUUUUCAGACGAAAGGUUUCGCUAGAAUUUCCAGGAACGAGUAUGAAUUAAAUGCAAUAUCACAUCAUAUUUUACAUAUGCUCGUUUAACGCUCAAAGGUCGAGGUAUUGUUUUGCAUGGAACUCUGUUAAACAUUAGGUUGGGCAGUAACGUUAAGUUUUCUUUUUGCAUUCGCUGAGAAGUUUCUGGCAACGACCUAACUAACGUUACGUGGUAGCUGCUUUAGCUAUGCUAUGAUGAGCAGUUAAGCCAAUUGAAUGCAUUCACUGACUGUCGGAAAACUCGAUCACACUUGUGCCAUUAAUGCAUAAAGAUUGAAAAUGAAGAGGACUAGAAGAUCCGUCGAAAAUUCCAUAGACGUUUGUCAGCUUUGUAGACAAAGUGAGGAUUGUCCUGAAAAAUAUGGGGAAAAGAUUACUGUUCCGGAGCACCAAUUAACCAUCCACUAUUUCUGCCUGUUGAUGUCCAGUGGCAUUUAUCAGCGUGGAGAAGAAGAUGAAGGAAUUCAUGGGUUUUUAGUGGAUGACAUCCUUAAAGAAGUGAACAGAGCUUCCCGGCUGGCAUGCAACGGUUGCAAGCAGAAGGGUGCAGCUAUAGGAUGUUCUGUGAAAUCCUGUCGAAAGAUGGUCCAUCUCCCAUGUGGGAUAGAACUACGAUUCGUUUAUCAGUUUAAAGAUCUAUUCCCGUCAUUUUGUUGGCAACACCGGCCCACACAGACGUGUGCCGUGCCCCCCUCUGGGCCGCUGUCGUGCUCUGUGUGCCUGGAGCACAUCGAGCCCGUCCUGUCCUACUCGGUACUCAAGUGCCCCGCCUGUCAUGGAAGCUGGUUUCACAGACACUGCGUGCAGCUCCAGGCACACAAUGCAGCACAGUUCUUCUUCAGAUGCACCAUCUGUAACAACCAGGAACAGUUCCAGGAAGAAAUGCUUCGCAUGGGAAUCAACAUACCAGAGAGAGAUGCAUCAUGGGAGAUGGAGGACAAUGCCUAUGCGGAGCUGCUUCAGGUGUACCAGCACUGUGACGCCUUCACGUGUCAGAGCAGCUUGGGCAGAGACUUUAGUGCACAGUCAGGGAAGUUUGAAAUUGUCCGUUGCACCUUUUGUGGCUCUAAUGGAACGCACCGGAAAUGCUCCUCUCUCAAAGCCAAUCAGAAUAACUGGGUUUGUACUGACUGCAAGUCCGUUGUUGAUGGAUCAGGUACUCUCCCUCGACACGUACAGUCACCCGUGUCCGAGCGCAACGAGAAGAGAAAGAGGCUGUCCACUGUAAACUCCUCCCUUCUGUCCAAAAGGCGCUUGUUACACUCGAACCCGCGGGGUGUCCUGCAGGAGCUGAGCACCCAGAUCAGUGGCGUGCAGCCCGGCGGCGAGCUCCCGGUGCGCGAGGGCCAGGUGCUGGAGGCGGCGCUGGGCCUCCUGCGGCGCUCCGACUUCAGCCCCGAGCGCGGCCUCGUGGUCCGCUUCGCCGGCGACCACCAGCACAACGGCGCCAGCGAUCUGCGCCGCUUCUUCCGUCUCCUGCUGCAGCGGAUGCAGAACUCGACGCUCUUCAGGGGCCCAGAGAGUGGCAAGAACCUGGCCCUCGACGCACAAGCUGUGCGACAGGACCGGUACUAUGAGAUGGGCUGCCUGCUGGCCCUGAGCAUGCUCCAUGGCGGCCCACCCCCAAGCUUCUUCUCCAAAGCUCUGUACUUCUCGCUCUUCCACUUCCCCAAAGACUUCCAGUUCAGUCUCACCGACCUCAACGAGACUUGGCUAUUUGAAAAGAUGAAGAAGGUAAAGGAGGCUAGAAAAGUGGAGGGCCUGCGGGAGGCCAUGGAGCCUUUGUCCGAGUAUCUAGAGGUGUCUGGCUGCAAGAGGGAAGUGACCGGUCUAUAUGAUAAGUAUGCCCUGAUGGACGACAUGCUCAACUUCCAAAUGAUGGUCAGGAUGCAGUUGCCUUUACAGAGAUUCCGUGAGGGUUUGAGAACACUGGGUGUCUAUGAGCAGAUCCAGAUGGCUCCCGAGGCUUUCUACCAGCUGUUCUGCUACCCUCCAGAUAAGUUGUGUGCCGAUUCCAUGGUGGCCAUGUUCUCACCCCAGUACUCCGAGCGUGAGGACUACCACACAAGGGAGACGGUUACCACCAAACACUGGCAACAGUUCCUCCAGGAGUGUGAAGAGGGCAGAUGUGCCAGCUCCCUGGAGGACGUCCUGGUGUUCGCCACCUCCUCGGACACUGUGCCCGCCAUGGGCUUCAUGCCGCCCCCCACCGUCUCCUUCCUGCCGGUGGCCGACCCCUCCUACGCCUUCCCCCAGCGCCAGCCCGACACCAACCGCCUGCUGCUGCCCGUCACCCCCUCCUACAGCACCUUUAAGAAGAACAUGGAGUAUGCCGUGUGCCAGAUCACAGUCAUGCAGGACUCAUAAAGAGACUCGUCUGCCACCCGUCGCUCGUGCAAAAGCAUCUGGAUCGUGUCGCCGUUGCUAGGUUACUGUUACUAUGAAGGAAAUUCGAGGUGUUCUUCCCCAGAAAGUUGCUUUGGCGGCCUCUCUCAGGUUGCCGGGUUCUGCGCAGUCCUGGACACUCUGCAAAACUAUGUAGCUGUGUACAGAGUUGUAUCUAUUGCUGUUCAUUCCAGUCAAUCCCCUCCAUAAUGGCUCCUGUGUUUUAUACUUAUCUUCUGUUCUGUCUUUAUAGUGCAUAGUAGCAUUUUAUUGUAUGCUCGUAUUACUGCUCAGAGCAAAAAAGCUGUAUAUUUCACAGUAGUAAAAUGUGGAAAAUGUAAAGCCAUGUCGGUUGUUGUC
This is a messenger RNA of Sardina pilchardus (European sardine), 2841 nucleotides long. It is a transcript of the gene g2e3, whose product is annotated as G2/M-phase specific E3 ubiquitin protein ligase. Gene Ontology annotation, cellular component: nucleus. Gene Ontology annotation, molecular function: ubiquitin-protein transferase activity. The record is from RefSeq and is a predicted model, not a curated record. The coding region runs from base 376 to 2463 and encodes 695 amino acids. The transcript is spliced from 14 exons. Lineage: Eukaryota; Metazoa; Chordata; Actinopteri; Clupeiformes; Clupeidae.